UGAAGUUUCAAUCAAGAAAAAAUUUCUCAACAACUGUCACAGUUGUCGUUAGCGUGGGAGGAAGAAUCUAGUCAUCGGCACAUGGUGUUUGAAUGAUUAGAAGUUCCUCCACGAUGGGCGGCGUCAUCGGACGUUUGCUUGUGGGCGGCACACAUUCCUGGGGCAGCAUCUGAGGGUUUUCGUCUCCACUAAACAUAUUUAAAGGACAUGCAACCCCGGUGCUAUUCGACAGCCAACUUUAACUAUCAAGUUUACAUAUUGUUAUCAUUACUACUGUCAUUAUUAUUAUCAUUGAUAGUGUUACUUAACAAACAGUACUACCGCUUUCGGCUUCUAUUAGCGCAUUUGAAACGUGAGAGUUUCGCUUCCGUCAAAUGGCCCCAACAAGUAAACAUAACCGGAAAUUGAAAAUCGAAGGUACUGACUUGCCCACGGCCAAACAUCUACCAACUUCUGCAUCCUGUAGUCUGGAAACUCACAAAAAUGCAUUCGUUUUUCAACUGGAAGGUCAACCAAAACAAUCCUAUGUUGAUAACGAAAUUUGGCCACCGGUAUUCAAGCCUGAAUUUGUAAGAAGUGCAAAGACUAUGAUACCACGUGAUAGUGACAUCUUCGUAUGUACUUAUCCUAAAUGUGGCACCACGUGGAUACAACAUAUUUGCUCACAGUUGCUAACAGACAAUUACGGACCACAAGUUGGACAAGAGUUGUGCAUAACAAGUCCAAUGAUUGAACGAAUGGGUGCAAGAUUUGCUGAUAAUUUAGACUCACCACGACUAUUGAAAACACAUUUCACAUGGUACAAUGUGCCGAAAAAUAACAAUGCCAAAUAUAUUCUUGCAGUUCGAAAUCCGAAAGAUUGCCUUACAAGCUACUUUUUUCACAAUCGCAACUUCAAAAUCUACAAUUACGAGCAUGGUGAUUUUUCCGCAUUUUUUGAACUUUUCCUGACGAAAAAUAUCGCAUUCGGAAAUUAUUUCGAUUACUUACUCAGUUGGCUUCCACAUAUUAAAGAUAAAAAUGUGCUGUUUCUGAAAUAUGAGGACAUGUGCGCCGAUUUACCACAAGCCGUUAUGAGAAUUGGCGAAUUUUUGGGUGGUAAAGCUGCAAAACAUAUUCGGGAUAAGACGAUAUUAAGUCAAAUUGUGGCGAACAGCACGAUUAAAUCUAUGAAGAAGGAUCAAUGGCGAUGGUUUCCAGAAAAUAAUCUACGACAGAAUAUUUUCAUCCGGAAGGGUGGAAGCGGAGACUGGAAGAACUAUUUCACACAUGAUCAGUCUAUUCGACUAGAUGCUAUGUAUCAAAAAUAUCUAGCUGGAACUACUGCGGAACAUUGGUGGAAGGAUGAAAUGGCUUGGGGUAAUGUAGAAGACGAUAUCGGAAUUGAAGCCGAUUUAUCAUCCAUGUCCACUGCUGAUGGAUGCAGCAAUAGCAGUUCCACCAGUUCAAGGAGGGAUUCUUUGGAAGAUUUCCGGGAGGAUUCCAUUGAAUCCACUGAUCUGAACUUUCUGAAGACAACUAUUCAAAAAUACAUCCCGUGGCGUGAGCGCGUAUCAUCGCAAUCAUCAUCAGGAUAUAAUUCAUUGUCCUCAUCGUUAUAUUGAAGUAGUUCUCACCACUACAUUUAAUUAAAGUAGAAUUAUACUACAAAUGUUUAUUUUUAUUCUGCAUUCAAUUUAAAAUUCAAUUUUUUGGUAGUUUUUAACAGCUUUGCUGUAUCUGGACUACUAUCUAUUAUUACUAAAAUAAAAGUUAGUGAU
This is a messenger RNA of Loa loa (African eye worm), 1760 nucleotides long. RefSeq names its product sulfotransferase domain-containing protein. The coding region runs from base 375 to 1604 and encodes 409 amino acids. Gene Ontology annotation, cellular component: cytoplasm. Gene Ontology annotation, molecular function: sulfotransferase activity. The record is from RefSeq and is a predicted model, not a curated record. Gene Ontology annotation, biological process: sulfation. Lineage: Eukaryota; Metazoa; Nematoda; Chromadorea; Rhabditida; Onchocercidae. The transcript has 5 exons.